AUUGCGAUGAAUAGCUGUCAUGGCAGAUGCCGAGACCUCUGCACGUACAGAAGAGGAAAGACAGGAGCUGGACCUGUGGGAGUACUUGGAGGUGUUUCCCGAAGACAACAAGGAUGUCACUGCUCUGGGGCUUCCACCAACCGCCCGCUAUCCGGAUAUUGAAGGAUAUCGGGCAACUCGCGAGUUGCAGCUCAACUACAUUCUGUCAAAGCAGCUCAACGAGGUGGAGCACUUACGGAAAAUGGCUUUACGAACCUUUGAUGACGACUACUGCACCUCACUUCAUUCGAGCCGGGAGAUUGACCGUUUGAAUUUGUGCCCUCCACUGUUUCAAAUGUUAACGCGGAAAGAACUAGAAGAAUCUCAAGGGGAAAGUCCGGGUGAAGAUGGAAAUUAUCCCUUCCAAUCCUCCUUGAUGGAUUUGAAACGCUGGGUGGAGAAAGAAGCCAGUGGUGGGGAGAGCGAGAGCCGGACACGACCUGGGAUAUCAGCACAUAUGCUGAAUGUGUUAUAUGAAAAACAAUAUGAGCUGAUGCGAAUGAAGCAGUCUCGGACACUCGACGAAAUGUUUGAACGGCAAUGGCGAGACGGUCGCAAUAUCAUGAUGCAGCAGAACUUGAAAGCCGAUCGCACCUGGAAUUACGUUGCGUGGGAAGGGCCGCUUGAAGAAGAGAAGCAAGAAAUUAAUCGAAAAUGGGCCCAGUCCAUUGCUGACGUUCAGCUACUUGGGCGAAUCGAGGGCACGCUGGAUAUACCAGUAAAGCGCAUCUAUAUUUCAAAAACGAUCCCGUUUGAUCCAAGAGACACGCGGAACACGGACUUUCUAAAGCGAUGGUGUCACGAACCUUGGCCGAAAUACAUUGUGCGUGUGGCCAAACCGGAUAAAGACCAAUAUGAAAGAUUCUAUAAUCUGAUGGCCUUUAGUCGUGGUCAACGGAAGGCUCACGUUGCGGAUCUAGACGAUGUACCCCCAGGUCAAAAAAGCGCCCGGCAGAUGAUCAUGGUGCCUUUGCACUUCGUGCGACGUCCGUUAAAAUAUCACCCCAAUUUAUCAAAGAUUCUCGAUUCGUCAAGUUACACAUUUUUGGGCAUCUUGUAUACCCGACAAGGUGUGCCUCAAGGAGACCAGGUCUUGGAUUGCUGGGGCUUUGAUCAGUACGCGACAACUCCACUUAACAAGUCUGAUGGGAAAGUUCCCUGGGAGGCUAGCUCGGAUUCGGCCCGUUUUGGCGUACUCGAGUCCGUACUACCUCACCCACCUGGACAGCCAUUACUGGCCAUUAAUACCCAUGGAUCACAAAGCGCUAUAUUACCUCCGCCUGCUUUGGGGGCCUCGUCCGGCUUGCCGAACACACCCAUUGGCGUCACUCAUUUGACGACAACCCUUCCUUUUGUUGCGACUUCCUACGCGACACCAUUGCAAAUGGCUUCAAGGGACGUACCGGAGCUCGUGGCACCCAAAGGAUUGACCUCUAUAGUAGCGGCACAGCAAAGCCUUCAACAACAGGCCACACGACUGGAAAGCGACAUUACUGCACUAGAAGCAAUAAUGAGAUUUGCAACAGGUCCAGCAGAUUCUGAAAGUCAGAAUAAAAUGAAAGCAAGUUUUGCGACCAAACAGAAGGAAUUGGAGAGUGUACGUGAGGCGCUGCAAAACAUCGAAAAUGGACACGGGGCUACGUCAAAGUUCCCACCGGCCAUAUCAACCGCAAGUGAGAAUCCGCAGCUACCUCAAGCAAUGAAAGGAACAGCAGGACCGCUAUCUCCAGCAACGGCACCUAACAUGAACAGUAUAGCGUCCACGUUGUUGGACCAUCUCAGGAGGACCGGAGUGCUGCAACCUCGUGAUCCCCGAUUACAAGCACAGCCUGCACCACCGUCCGGGGGGACGCACGAGGGACACCCAUCCUGAUUUUUUUCUUCUCAGCGGUAUUAUAAAUUAGCAUAUUUGUGUAUAUUUCUUGUAUAAAUGUGUAAUAUCAGACCACUCGACGUGCAAUGAGAGCCUAAGUCAC
This is a messenger RNA of Spizellomyces punctatus DAOM BR117, 2015 nucleotides long. RefSeq lists its product as uncharacterized. The record is from RefSeq and is a predicted model, not a curated record. The transcript is spliced from 6 exons. The coding region runs from base 20 to 1912 and encodes 630 amino acids. Lineage: Eukaryota; Fungi; Chytridiomycota; Chytridiomycetes; Spizellomycetales; Spizellomycetaceae.